UGCGUCAUUGUGGUUAAACCUCAGACCUUAAAAGCUUCUGCAAAACAGACAUUUUCCAGACGUGCCAAAAACAACGUGAAAGUGAAGUUAGCGAUCGAGAACACAGCAGACAGCAGACAGCAGCUCAUCUGUAGUACUACUGUUUUUUCGUAGAAAUCUCAGAGAAGCUCAACAAUGAACACAACUGCGUCUACAACCCUGAUACCUGGGUUGACAGACUAUGAGUAUGAAGAUUCUUCCACAACUAUGGGUGAUUAUGACGAUGGCUCAAUAUGUGACAAAUCAGCAGUGCGAGAGUUUCGAAAGUACUAUGAGCCUGCUCUCUAUUGGAUAAUUGUGAUUCUGGGAGCCAUUGGCAACUUUCUGGUGGUCUGGAUAUACACCCACUUCAAAAACCGGCUGAAGGCGAUGACGGACGUUUAUCUACUGAACCUGGCUCUUGCCGACUUGUUCUUCCUCUGCACUCUGCCCUUUUGGGCAGCCGAUUCCAUCUCUGGUUGGACAUUUGGCUCGCCACUCUGCAAAAUCGUCUCUGCCAUUUAUAAAAUAAACUUCUUCAGCAGCAUGUUUCUACUUACCUGCAUCAGCGUCGACCGCUACAUAGUGAUAGUCCAGACUACCAAAGCGCAGAACUCCAAGAAGGAUCGUCUCCUGUACAGCAAACUCGUCUGCGUGUUAGUCUGGCUCCUGGCGAUCGUGAUGUCCAUCCCAGAGUUUCUCUUCGCUCGUUCGAAAAAGGACGAUCAGGACAAUCACUUUUGCAUGAUGGUUUAUUGGAACAAUGAAAACAAUCGUACGAAAAUACUGGUCCUGGCUCUCCAGAUCUGCAUGGGCUUCUGCAUCCCUCUCAUAGUGAUGAUCUUUUGCUAUGCCAACAUCAUACGCACCUUGCUAAAGACGAGGAGCUUCGAGAAGCACAAGGCCAUGCGGGUCAUCCUGGCAGUUGUGACGGUGUUUAUUAUCUCUCAGCUUCCGUACAACGGCAUGUUGGUCUUGGAAGCCACGCAGGCAGCCAAUAUGACCAUCACAGACUGCAAAGAGGUCCAACGCUUUGACAUCACCGGCCAAAUUUUGAAGAGUCUCGCUUACAUGCACAGCUGCCUAAAUCCGUUCCUCUAUGCCUUCGUUGGAGUGCGUUUCCGAAAAGAUGUCAUUCGACUUUUCCAAAAUUUUGGCUGUAUUCCAAGCUUCAAGAGCCACAAGUUAUCGAGCCACAAGUCGCCACGCCCCUCUAUUAUGUCAGACACAGAUACCACCAAUGCGCUCUCAUUAUGAUCGGUGGCAGAACACUAUCAGUGAGGCUUGCUUAGCGAAAUCGUCUGUUCUGCUGCAGGUGCUUAGCAUCUGAGUUUCAAAGCAGAAGUUUAGGGUUCCAUGGGAGCAUUUUGCAUGCUUGAAAACAUGUUGUCUGGCGAAGGGUGAAGUAACCUGCUCACCACAGUGAAAUAGCUACAGCUCUGACUAUUGCAUAACAAAAGUUCUCUGUUUGACUGGGCCCUUUAAUACAAGUGUCAAAUCCUGAUCAAGUAAUUGUGUUGUUGCAGGGAGAGUGCAUGGAUACUGUUCAAAAUAUUUUUCCAUCUCUUAUUCAGCAUUAAUAUUUUCAGUUCAUCUAAAUGUUGUAUAACAAAAUGAUUUGUCAUGUACAAGCACUGAAUUUCUUCUAAAAGUGUUUAUAUGUUAUAUAUAUAUAUAUAUAUAUAUAUGUCUUUUCAUUGCUGCAAAAAAACUGUGAAUGUUGUAUUCAAGAUUUAAAGCCAGUUGUGUACAUUCAGGUCAUUUGUGUCCAUUUUGUUUUUACUUCACAUCAAAAAAUAAUGUGUAUAAGUAUUUGCUGCUCAUUUUUUUGUAAAACGUCAACCAGUAUGUUAAAUACAAAAUGUAAAUAAAACCUAAUAUACAGGAUUUCUAA
Messenger RNA from Labeo rohita (rohu), 1912 nucleotides. RefSeq names its product chemokine (C-C motif) receptor 9a (gene ccr9a). Gene Ontology annotation, molecular function: chemokine receptor activity. Gene Ontology annotation, biological process: chemotaxis; G protein-coupled receptor signaling pathway; immune response. The record is from RefSeq and is a predicted model, not a curated record. The transcript has 3 exons. The coding region runs from base 175 to 1275 and encodes 366 amino acids. Lineage: Eukaryota; Metazoa; Chordata; Actinopteri; Cypriniformes; Cyprinidae. Gene Ontology annotation, cellular component: membrane.